Suillus plorans is the source of this 384-nucleotide messenger RNA. RefSeq lists its product as uncharacterized. NCBI's taxonomy places the organism in Eukaryota, Fungi, Basidiomycota, Agaricomycetes, Boletales, Suillaceae. The coding region runs from base 1 to 384 and encodes 127 amino acids. The transcript has 3 exons. The record is from RefSeq and is a predicted model, not a curated record.
AUGGCGUGGCAUGACUCGCUGCUAGCGAAAGUAGCAGUCCUAGUGGGACCUGUAAUAAUAUUAUUUACACGGAGAUUGAUGCAGAUAUGGUAUUCGUGGAAAGGCGGACGCGAAGUGCGGCAGAGAAAACCCUCAGAGUUAUCUAUCACUCAAAAGCAGCGAGCCAAAGUUGAACAAGUUCAGAAAAAGACCAACUAUGACUCAACACGGAGCCUGCUUGAGAAAUACGCUGAUUCUGGCACCCCGAUACACCGUCGUCUGCAAUCUCUACAGCUCCGUACAUCACUGCCCGCAACCCCACAGGCACGCCUACAAACACCUGUCCAACAAAGGAAUCUACCUCUGCAGCUUUCGCGUACGCAAUUACGUGUCUGCAUAGUUUGA